Sycon ciliatum is the source of this 2574-nucleotide messenger RNA. RefSeq names its product b(0,+)-type amino acid transporter 1-like. Gene Ontology annotation, molecular function: L-amino acid transmembrane transporter activity. Lineage: Eukaryota; Metazoa; Porifera; Calcarea; Leucosolenida; Sycettidae. Bases 349 to 1902 code for a protein of 517 amino acids. Gene Ontology annotation, biological process: amino acid transmembrane transport. The transcript has 10 exons. The record is from RefSeq and is a predicted model, not a curated record. Gene Ontology annotation, cellular component: membrane.
AUUUAGGAGAUAGCUAGCCGCCAUACGCGUAGCCGGCGCCUCUGACUGACAAGACAUGCUAGUCCACGAAAUGGGUUGGAAUGGAUGUGGUCGUGCGACAGAUCAUUAUAAUUAUUGUUGAUGAAGAACUCUGACCCAGAGUACCUGCUGCAGUUCACCAUCGAACAUUUAAUUUAAAAUUAUCUACGAGCCUGCCGUUUGGGCUGAGAAAAGCCAGACCGACAAAGACUGCUCGCUGCCUUCGCCCGUGCUCCUAAACUGUGACCUGUCUGUUGUGUUGCAGAUGUAAUUGUUUGUAAAUUGAAUUACCAGACUGUUCCUGAUUACUGGUACAGUGUAAUAGCAACUAUGGAUUAUCGGGGAGACACUAUCUCGACAGGAGGUGACGAAAUGGUUACCGGUACUCGUUGUCACGAAACCAGUUUCAGGGACGAUGUUGUGUCGCCUUCAAGUUCAGACCCAGUAUUAGAGUCAUCCUACAGUCGAUUUGAAGUCAAACCCAACAGUCCAGGACCCCAGAUGAAGAAACAGCUAGGAUUAGUGGCCGCUAUUUCCCUGAUCGCUGGAACGAUCAUAGGCUCCGGGAUAUUUCUAACGCCAAAUGACAUAGUUGGUCGCGUUGGAAGCGGUGCUAUGGCUCUGAUAGUGUGGACGUUUUGUGGAUUCAUAACACUGUGCGGAAGUUUAUCUUAUGCCGAGCUUGGCACAGCCCUAACUGAGUCUGGUGGAGAGUACACGUAUCUUAGGUAUGCAUUCGGUCGCCUGCCAGCGUUCCUGUACUGCUGGUCAUCAACAGUCGUCGUCCGACCAGUGAGCGGUGGAAUUAUAUUGUUGACAUUUGCAAGAUACGUGUCUGAUCCGUUCUAUGACGGCGACUGCACUGCACCUAGUUUCUCCAUGAAAGGAAUAGCUCUUGCUGCGCUUCUGCUUAUUACAGUUGUCGGCUGUCUGGACAGCAAGUGGUCAGCCCACAUCUCAUCCAUCAUGCUUGUCAUCAAGUUUUGUGCCCUCGGCUUGCUCAUCCUCCUCGGAAUAGUCUCCCUUUCUCGAGGUCACUAUGGGCAGUUGGAAACAGGAUUUCAGAACACCACGGUGAAAGUGGGAUCUAUAGCCUUUGCCUUUUAUGAUGCUCUAUGGGCAUAUGAUGGCUGGAACAACGCCAAUUAUGUUUCAGGGGAGCUUAAGGACCCAAAGAUCUUGAUCUACGCACUGGUACUAGCAGUGCCCCUGGUCACGGUAUGCUAUGUCCUGGUCAACGUAGCGUACAUGUCCAUUCUGACAACACAAGUGUUCCUAAAGAGCGAAGCUAUUGCUGUGGAUGCAGUACAUAAUGUACUCGGCAACGCUGGCUUGGUGAUCAUGCCUCUACUUGUGGCCGCGUCAUGUUUUGGUGCAGCUAACAGCACUCUUUUUGCCGGCUCAAGAGUAUCGGCUGCAUCUGCCAAGCAUGGCGAUCUACCUCGCAUUCUGGGGCUGAUUCAUUCAUCACUUGGUACACCGCUACCAGCUUUUAUUUUUCAAGCUCUGAUGGUCGCAUUCUACAUCGUUGCUGUGGACCUAGAGUCACUCAUCCUGUUCUAUAGCUUCAUCGCAUGGCUCUUCUAUGGAUCCUCUAUGGUCAUACUGAUGCUUCUUCGUCGACGAGAACCGGAUCUUCCCAGAUUGUUCAAGGUUCCGCUGCCUCUUCCGAUCAUCAUGCUACUUUUCUCUAUAUUCCUGGUCGUCGCACCAUUCUACCAGCAUCCCACCAAGUCUUCUAUUUCGCUGGGUUUCAUGAUCUUGAGCAUCCCUUUGUACUUUAUCUUUGCAUCACGGCGGUGGCUACGUCAGCUCAGUGGCUAUUUCACCCGUGCAUCAGAUUGGACAGUGCGUAUGACUCAGCAUGUGUUUGCGGUCAGCUAGAUGUUGACCAACGGCUAUCCAGAAGGUACUCUCUUUUGCUGGUACAGACGGCUUAUUUUUUUAUUUCAAACUUCUCUUCCCAUUUUACUUGUAAGUUAUUACAGCUUAGCCGAAACAAUUGUUUCCUCUGUGAAUACUGCUGCAUUUUGAUUUUUGAAUAAUAAUGGCGGAGGCGGAGAGAAAGAGAUGUGCGUGAGUGUGUGUGCAUGCAUGUGCACGUACAUGUCAUAAAUUAUGGUUGCAUGCAAGCCAACUUCCUGUGUUGGUAUAUUUUUCUGACGCGGACAAUCUCCGUUGACAUUCAAACACAGCAUAGCUUGAAAGCUGUUCACAUGCAGUAACACAUAUUCAUCAGUUUGACACUUUUGCAGGAUUUAUGACUUGCCUACUUCUGAAGUACAUUUAUUUUAUCUAGCCAUUCUUGGCCACACACGCAAACGCAGAACAGAUAAUUAUUGAUUAUUGUCCGAACUUUUAUCAAUGGUCCGCCAUGCACUGUUUUGUUUUUGUUUGUUUUGUUUCUGUUUCCGGUUGAGCUGGUCUUUGCCGAAUUUGGAGGAAUUGAUCCCUAGAUAUUUGUUAGAAAUCAUGUCAAGUAGAACGUGUGUGAAAUUUAUAGCAAAACGUAUUGUGCCAGUUGUGAGUGUGCUAAAUCGGAAAUGCACAUAUCCA